This is a messenger RNA of Xiphias gladius (swordfish), 3556 nucleotides long. RefSeq names its product phospholipase D family, member 7 (gene pld7). Bases 359 to 3007 code for a protein of 882 amino acids. The record is from RefSeq and is a predicted model, not a curated record. Gene Ontology annotation, molecular function: catalytic activity. The transcript has 12 exons. NCBI's taxonomy places the organism in Eukaryota, Metazoa, Chordata, Actinopteri, Istiophoriformes, Xiphiidae.
CACAGCAGAUGACGGUUAUCCCCUUGUUUCCGUGUGUGACUGCGCAGCGUCUGAUAGGCGGAGCCACUGUUUUGAUUCUAACCGCCAAUCAGCGACGACAGGAAAUCGCGGUUUCUUCAAUUUGUUGUUUUGUUGUGUUGAGAAGGACUGCGCGUGAAAAUCACAUAUAAAGGUCGGGUUAUUUAUAGGGCACCGAGAAAAGGUGUUUUGAUAACUAGCAGCUGCUGCCGGUUUCUGCCUCGGCUUUAGCCGUUUGCUACAGUGGACUCUCAUCGGGCAAACGGACCGCUCUAUUAGCACCGUUCGGCCCGUUAAUAUCUCGUGUCACGAAGGUGGUGCGUUAUUAAAGUGGUCCAAGAUGCCCAUGGUACUACGAUCCAGAAAAUCCAUGCACCCAAGUCAGGCGACUGAGGUAGAGUUGACGGACCCAACGCCGGUCACACGGAGAAGGUCGACCCGCCUGCACUGGAGAACUACGUACAAGGAGUCAGAUGAGUCAGACCAUGAGCCUGUCCAGAGCCAAGUGAUGGAGAGACACCAGAGUCCCCCGGCUGAGCUGGAGGAGGAAGCUGUUGAGGAGGCAGAUCUAACGGAACUGAGGCAUUGUAGUGUUUUGCUGGACCGUCUACAGGCUGAUGACAAGGCUGCAAAAAAAGAGCUUGAAGAGAAAGAAGACAUGAACCGCAAAGGUGGGAAAUCCGUCUCUCGUAUCCCUACUUUCCAUAAACGACCUACCAGUGCAAGCCAGAACACGGAGCUGCCUGUUCCCAAAAAAGAUACCCCUGUCCAUGUAUCUCAGCCCCAUGAAAAAGCUGGAUGUGGAAGCAUGGAAGCUUCAAAGUCCAAACCGCCUGAUGCCAGAGAAAAAGCCCUUCCAUUGCCAUCAGUCCGAGUCCCCAAAAUUGGCUUCGAUGCCCCCUCUCCAUUCAGCAGCGCUGAACAAGCCGCCGCUUCAGCUCAUAGCUCCCUGAUUACUGCACCCAAGAGUUGGAGUUUGUCUGAAUCUGUGCAGCAUCCUCUUAUGACUGCAAGCCCCAGGCCUGCUCUGAGGCCAGAAAAAGGGUCAGAGCAACAUUUACCAGAGCAAGACCAGAGCAAAACCUCAGAAAUAGAAGCUGAUACCAGACCAGAUAACCCUGUAAGUUACCUUUCACAUGAGGGCCCCCUAAGCCAAAAGCCCCAGGAUGAUACAGGAGAAAAGUAUGAUGUUGAGGUUAAAGGCGGGAUUACCCUCACUGCCUCUGGAGACACCGCAAAGUCUGAGGGGGCAGAAAGUGCUAGCACAACUGAGGUCAGCCAAGUGGAUGCUAUUAUGGACGAAGAACCACCGUGGGAAACAGAGCCAAUGAACAUACUUGAAUUAAAGGACAGUAGAUCUUCAUCAGAUGUUGAAUGUGAGGUGGAUUUGACGGGUAAAAAGUCUGAGCACUUCAGUCUAGGAGAGGUGAAGGACCAUCAUGAACCACAUAUAAUCCAGUCAGAAUUUUCAAAACUUGCAGAGAAAAGAGCCGAUAUGAACGAAUCCACCUCUACUGUAGCACCAGAGAAGCCUGCUAAAGUUAGAUCAACCAAGUCAACUAAGAGCUCAGGGUUCUCCCGUUUUGCCCUCUUCUGCUUCCUGCCCACCACCUUGCUGCUUCUUGGAGGGCUUGGUCAGCAUGUUUGGCACUACGGGCUUCCCAUGUCUGUGGCCCAGCUCAUGGCUCAGCUGGAGCUGCACUGGCUAGAGGGUUUUGGCUUAGUACCAGAGCCUUGCAGCACUGAUUGUCGAGUGCAUCUGGUGGAGAGCAUCCCGGUAGGUCUCUACCAGUCUUCUCCCUCGUCCAGACAGAGCAUCGCAGACAGCUGGCUUCAUCUGCUGGACAAGGCCAACAGCUCCGUCCACAUCGCUGCUUUCUACUUCAAGUUAAGAGGAAGCAAUUUGGAGUUCGCUGACUCCUCUGACUCUCAGGGAAGAAAGGUCUUUGAGCUCCUGAAACAACUUGAAUCGAAAGGUGUGAAACUCCAGAUUGCUGUCAACGCCCCCCAGACCUCAACCCAAGACACAGCAGAGCUGGCUGCAACAGGUGCAGAAGUUAGAGAUAUAGACCUCAAAGCUGUAACUGGAGGCAUCAUCCACACCAAGCUGUGGGUGGUGGAUCAAAAGCACUUCUACCUGGGUAGUGCCAACAUGGACUGGCGCUCUCUAAGUCAGGUGAAGGAGGUGGGUCUGUCAGUGGAGGACUGCAGCUGCCUGGCUCAGGACGCCUUUCGGAUCUUUGGGGUGUACUGGAGCAUUGGGGGUGCGAACAAUCGAUCCUUGCCCCCGUACUGGCCUGCUCGCCUCUCUGCCCUGUCCAGCUCCCAGAAUCCCCUACGUCUGAAGUUCAAUGGAGUACCUGCCCAAGUCUACCUGUCUAGUGCCCCUCCGCAAAUCUCAGCCCGCGGCCGGUCUGACGAUCUCGCCACCAUCUUGUCUGUCAUCAACGACGCCCAGAAGUUCGUUUACAUCUCUGUCAUGGACUACCUUCCUCUCUCUCAGUUCACAGAGCCAAUCAGGUUCUGGCCCGCCAUCGACUCGGCCCUGCGUGCUGCAGCCUGCACCCGAGGGGUGCAGGUCAGACUGAUGGUCAGCUGCUGGGAGCAUUCUCCUGCCAAAAUGUUCACCUUCUUGCAGUCCCUGCUGGUGCUCAACAGGCCUCCACUGAAAUGUGACAUUGACAUAAAAAUCUUUACAGUGCCUUCAACGGCAGAGCAGAUGAAGAUCCCCUUUGCACGAGUCAACCACGCGAAGUACAUGGUGACAGACAGAGUGGUCUACAUAGGGACGUCCAACUGGUCAGAGAACUACUUCACUCACACUGCUGGUGUGGGCUUGGUUGUGAACCAGACGGGCUCAGAAGUCGGAAAAGGCCAGCAGACUCUGCAGAGCCAAGCCGAGGAGCUCUUCCUCAGAGACUGGAGGUCCCAGUACACCAGCACGCUCUCCGUUGACAGCGUGGAUGUCUGCCCUCAUGGCCGACACUGAGGGUUUGCUGUUCAAUAAAGCACGUAGCAUUGUAGAUGAGCAUCUUGCUUGUUCCUGCCACUUGAACUUCAUUUUACUUACAUAGAAAUCAGCUUGCUGUACUGUGCAAAUGAACGGAUUAUUUCAUUGCUGUUUCCUGCCUGCCUUUUUCUGUAUAUAAUUGCAAUUUUAUAUUUAGUUUCAGAAUGUGUUAUUUUUAUACUCUAAUGUUUUGACAAUUUUCUUACAUGCGCAAGGUGCAAGGGAACUCGCUUUGUACAAUUUAUUUCAUGCCUGGAGCAUUUUGUAUAUUUUCCUUAAAAAUGUCAGUGCCAAGCUUUAAGAAUCUUAUGCAGGAAAUUAAACAUUUCCGAAGAGGUGCAGACACCAUGGGCAUGUUUACACUGCUGAAGCUAUCAGCUGUUAAUAUUCAUGUUUAGUGAAAGCAUUUGAUGUAAUGUUAGUCCAACAGUACAAGAUUAUUGUGAAUAAUGGCAAUUGUCCAUUUAUAACUGAUUGCUGCCUCAUUAAAAAAAUCCAAUUUCAAUGUUUACCACUGUAACCAGAAAA